UUCAUUCUUUGAACUUUGAACUAACAGCAGCAGAGAUCUGAUUAGUCCCAGUUGAACGUUGACCUCUUUUCGUCUCUGUAUUUCGCAACACUCAUGCCAUCGGGAGGAGAGCUCUGCUGAAUACUCGCUCAGUUUCACGACUGAAACAAGGAAAAGGGAGCACACUGAUUUGGACGGCAGGGCAGAUUUUGUUGCUGCAGAAGGGAAAUACUUUCACGUGAGGCAGGAAUGAAGAGAGCUGUAUUAUAUCUGAUCACUGUCUAUGGCUCAGUGCCUGUCAUUCUCUUCCUGUUCCCCUGGAUACUGGGACAUGUCAUAUAUUCUCACUUGUUGAGAUUUCCAUUCUUUGUGGAUCUUAGCAGACCUGAAGCUGUGCUGAACCACACAUGCAACUUCUACCUCAACACAGAGGAGGGUGUCUCAGUGGGUGUCUGGCAUACGCUCCCUGCCAACCAAUGGGAGAAGGCCGCAGGGAAAAGCCCCGAGUGGUACUGGGAGACUCUUGGAGAUGGCCGACCUGUUAUUAUCUAUCUCCAUGGCAACACAGGGACCAGGGCCAUAAAUCACAGAGUGCAGCUGGUGAAGGUUUUAAGCGCUGCAGGGUAUCAUGUCUUGUCUUUUGACUACAGAGGUUUUGGAGACUCCACUGGGGAGCCAAGUGAGGCUGGACUGACCAGUGACGCCCUCUACCUGUACAAGUGGGUGAAGAAGCAAACCAGAGGGGGUCUUAUCUGUCUGUGGGGACACUCGCUUGGCAGCGGGGUGGCAACCAAUACUGCAGUGAAAGUACAAGAGCAAGGGUCUGCUGUUGAUGCUUUAAUCCUUGAAGCUCCUUACACAACAAUUGGAGAAGUCGUAGCCAACCAUCGGCUCGCUAAGAUAUACACGUUCCUUCCAGGAUUUGAGAGCUUGCUUUGGGACAUAUUGGAAAUGAACAACAUUGUAUUUGCUAAUGAUAAAAAUUUAAAGGUGCUGACCAGUCCGCUCCUCAUUCUGCAUUCAGAGAGCGACAAUGUGGUUCCACAUCACAUGGGCCUGAAGCUGUACGAGAUAUCGCUCCAGACUAAAAAACAAUAUAACACAGAUGCACAGGUUGAAAUGAUCUCCUACGGUGCAAAUCUUGGAAUGUCCCACAGCAGCAUCUACUUAGAUCCCAAUCUGUCGACUGUGGUUGGGAAAUUUCUACAAAACCUGAGACAUUAGACCGGACAUCCCUCCUUCUACCGAGUGGGUGUCUCAUCUUUUAGUGUUGAUUUGUAGAUUUUGUGAAAAAAAAAGGCAAAAGAUUCCAUCAUACAGUUUUAUUUUUGUCACAAAAUGUUUGUAAAAACUGAAAUAAAAGCACUAAACACGCAAGUUAUGUUACACAAAGUUUUUAUUUCAACACAGGGACAAAAUACUGAAGAUGUCUAAUGAAGUAGGUUUGACUAGUUAUGUUGAUGCAGACCCAUGUAAAUCUGCCUGGAGUACAGACAGGCUUUGUCACUCAGUACAUACAGCUGAAAGUUGCAGGAAUGUCAUUAAAAAUUGAGUGUAGUCAGCUGCUCUGUUGCUGCCAUCCUACUGAAUUCCUGACAUGCAGAAACCCCCACCAGAUCCUGAACUCCAGGAAUGUCAAAUAUGAACAAAUUAUUAGCAAGUUUGACCUCCGAGCUCUCCACGCUCACCCUCGGUUUACUGUAUGUGCCGGUGCUAAAGGACUGUAACAGACCAUUUCUAAUGCAAGUGCUUGGACAAUAAAAAGUGUUCAGGAAAUGAAAACAUGUGCAGACGUGAUUUCUGAAACACCCAAAGUUCUUGAAAAAGUUCAUUACUGUGUAAUUUGAUGGCUAAAAGCAGGACGGGAAAGGAGCAGUAAGUGAUUUGUAAACACAGAGGCAGCUCUUGGUGCCUCAGAUUUUCUUCAGAGCUCUGGCCGUUUCUUCGAUGGCCUCUCUCGGCUCAUUCGGGGGCGGGAUCUUCAGGUCGGUCGGCUCGACGCCCCACACCUCAGUGGCGUACUCUGUGAUGGUUCUGUCGCUGGAGAACUUUCCUGUGGCAGCGAUGUUCUUGAUCACCAUCUUCGUCCACUCCUUUGGAUUCUUU
This is a messenger RNA of Chelmon rostratus (copperband butterflyfish), 2085 nucleotides long. RefSeq names its product lysophosphatidylserine lipase ABHD12-like. Gene Ontology annotation, biological process: monoacylglycerol catabolic process; phosphatidylserine catabolic process. The transcript has 12 exons. The record is from RefSeq and is a predicted model, not a curated record. Gene Ontology annotation, cellular component: endoplasmic reticulum membrane. NCBI's taxonomy places the organism in Eukaryota, Metazoa, Chordata, Actinopteri, Chaetodontiformes, Chaetodontidae. The coding region runs from base 229 to 1203 and encodes 324 amino acids. Gene Ontology annotation, molecular function: monoacylglycerol lipase activity; phosphatidylcholine lysophospholipase A1 activity.